AUGUUGUUUUGCUAUAUUUGUCAGUUUUAAUUUUAAAUUUGAUGAGUGCAAAGCGAAAUAAACGCUAAAAAAGUUUCAAUAGCAAGAAAUACACAUUAUUAUGAAAUAAAUAUAGAAAAACAAAAUCGGCUCGCAAAAUCCUUGGAAUGAAUAGUAAACUUUCAGCUGCAAGCUCUCAUUCAGAUUUUAAUUAUUGUGAAAAUCGUGAAAAGUUUAUUCAUACAACAACAACAACAUCAAUGGAUCGCAUGCGUUUUCCAACCAUGAGUAAUCAAGAUAUUCCAUCAAUUUGGCCAUAUGGAGCUUUUCUAUCACCAAUCAUACCAGCACCAAAUAUGGCUCUUCAAUAUGCACUCACUCCAAAUAUGCAAUAUGCAGCAAUGCCAUUUUUUACCACACAAACUAUUCCUAAUGGAACAGUAGCUUCAGGUAAUGCCCAACAACAACAACAAACACAACCGAAUAUAAAUUCCCGAGAACCUGGAAAGAUGACUAUUCAAAUCGGUGUCCAAUGCGUCAAUCAGAACAAUCCUAUUAACAUAAAUUCCAUGAAUGACGUGGCGGCAUCUAUGGGGAAAGUUAAUCUUCAAGUUGAACCACCGGAAACAGGCAUAAAAGAAGAUCUAAAUCUGAGAACUUCCCCAGUGUCAUCUCGAAAUCCAAACAAUGAACCGAGCAUUGCCAAGAAUCUUUCAUCAAUCCUUGGCGGUGGUGGUGACCCAUCCGAUUUCGUUAUAAAUUCAGCUACAUUUGAAAUUUUAAAAGCCCUUGCUUUAUCGGGCAGUGAAACUGCCGAAAAACUCGCCUUCACACAUCGCAAUCGUCCAUGCUUCAAAAAGAUCGACAGUCUGUGUGCCCGUUUGAAACAGGAUCUAGUUCGUCCUGAUGGUGUUUUACCAAAUAUCAACUCGCAAGGCAUUGCAUGGGCUGUUAAAGACUUUAUAUUUGUAUUCACUCGAGUUAUGAAUGCAUGGAUUAUCAUAAAGGGUUAUGUUUACAAUACCCCAGAGGGCUUGAAUAAAGUUCGAUCAGCUUUGAGUCCCGAAUUCGUUCGAAGUUUUUCAGCUUGGCAAGAGACUACAGUGAAUUUUGUUGAUAAUCUUAUUCAAUCAUUCAUCAACUUGGACAAUCUGGUGCAGUCUCAAAAGAAUGUCUAUCAAAAAACAAAUAAUUCAACUCCGAUGAAGCCUACAAGUAAUGAUGAUUCAUUUGAUUAUUCAACUUCUUCGGUGGAUGAUUUUGUUGGAGGAGCUGGAGGAUUGCCAAAGGAAUCUACAACAUCCUUAAACAACAACAACUACAUGUACACUAUGGUUGAAGAUUCGGAUUUGACUCAACGUGAAAAUACCUUAAAUGGAACUUAUUUCAAGACUGGAACUUAUAAUUUCAUUAAACGAGAAUCAUCUGAUUCUACAGAUGGUGGUGGAGUAGCCACGACUUCGAUAGAACAACUCUUUGAUGAGAACUUUGUUAAGACUUUAUCAAAUAUUUCGACUGUCUAUGACUUAUUGCCUGCAUUCAAGGCUCAAAGUGAAAAGAAACUCAAUUGUGAUAUUCGUGUAUUGGAAAAUAAAUUGUCCAAAUUCUCAACUGACUAUGAUCCGAAUUUGGAAAAGCCUUUGGGAAAGGAUCUUGUAAAUAAGUUAAAUGUUUUAAUGGGACGUUUAAUGCAAAUGAAGAAUGGAGAUGUCUUUUUUAAGAUACAAUUUUGCCAAAAUUAUUUUCCAGAAUUUAUAGCACAAACACCAGAUUUUAUGGAUAUUCGUGGAAUUAUUCUGAGAUGCCAAACUGGAGCUUAUGGGCAUGUCUUUGAGGUUGUUCAUGAUAUUAGACUUAUUAUCUAUCAGGCAAAGGAGUAUUUAAAGGAAAAUAUAAACCUUGAACUUGCCGAAGCUGUGAGCUUAUUUCAAGAAGAAGUCGAAAUGAUCAUUGCUCAAGAACCAUUUGAAAAUUAUAACUUUGAUCAUAUCAAAGGUAUUCCAAAUGAAAUUCUUUAUAACAGUGGCAAGUGAAAAUGUAUUUUUUUUUUUUCUUAAAUUUAAUUUUAAAAAUUUGUUUAAAAUGUUUAAAUUUGUUAAAAUGAUCUCAGUGGAUAAAAAUGAUAAGUUUUAUUAUGUACCUAAAAGCCAUCAGCUUUAUUCUUUUAUUAUAAUGUUUUUUCAUCAAAUUAAUGUUCAUUCAUUCAUUUUUUACUUAUUACAACUUUUUUUCAUGCAUAUCUAUAGUUUGUAAGGUGUUUUUAAAUUUUAUCUAAACAAAAAUGUUUAUCCAAAAUUUUUUGAAUGUAUUUUUUUGAAAAUCUCUUACCAUAAAUGUGACUUAAAUAUGAAAUUUGUGUGAUAUUUAUUAUUGAUUGUGAAACAA
This is a messenger RNA of Episyrphus balteatus (marmalade hoverfly), 2364 nucleotides long. RefSeq names its product protein mitoshell (gene mtsh). The transcript has 7 exons. Gene Ontology annotation, molecular function: protein binding. The record is from RefSeq and is a predicted model, not a curated record. The coding region runs from base 147 to 2012 and encodes 621 amino acids. Lineage: Eukaryota; Metazoa; Arthropoda; Insecta; Diptera; Syrphidae.